Molecule: messenger RNA, 4069 nt
Organism: Pocillopora verrucosa
Lineage: Eukaryota; Metazoa; Cnidaria; Anthozoa; Scleractinia; Pocilloporidae
Product: protein PHTF2
Cellular component (GO): endoplasmic reticulum
Source: RefSeq, a predicted model, not a curated record
UCCGCGGAGCGUAAAAACAGUUCAUAGCACUAACUACGGCAAGAAAUUUUAUUAGGCUCAAACUAUAUAUCUGUGCUGUUUGUGACGCCUACCCACUUAGAACUGUUCUAUCUCAACGUCAAUUUCAACGUAUCUGCCUUCAGGGACUUGUUUCUUCGAGCGAUAUCCCAUUUUAACACGCGUAUCUUGAGGCACACAACAUCAGCCGUAGUUUUGACAUUGUAAGACCGGCAAGCUUCUCUCGGCCAUUCGAGAGUUGAAUGGCUUUUGAUCAGAGCAUUUCCUGGUUUCAGCAAAAGCUCGGAAAGUAUGAUAAAGCUUCAUGGGAAAGAACAUUUGAAGUACAAGAGCAGGAGACGGGUACCUUUAUUCAUGUUCCUAAGAAGCCUGGUGGUUUAAAACCUGAACUGAUAGAUGUUGAUUUAGUUAUUGGUUCAACAUUUCCCAAGACAAAGCCAGUUCAUAGUUGGUUUGCUGUCACACAGAAAGGAGUGUGUAGAGUUCUUCUGUUUCCAUUUUUCCGAUCAUGGUGGACGCAACAGUUAUCCCCUAAGCUAUGGUUCCUGUUUCUAUUUCUUUAUUUUUGUGAAGUUUUGGUGCUAUUUGUUUACUUAAGAAAAUGGGAAUCACACUGGAAGGUUGUCACUUGGUCAGAAGCAUGUGGACCAGCUCUGAUCAUGGUUCUGCUGGGUGUUCUCUACAUGUACAUGGUGUCCACUGACUAUUCAAGCUCAUCUCAAAGAAGAAAGGCUAAAAGUCUCAAUAGGAGACGAAGAGCUGCCAGACAGAAGAGAAAGAGCAGCACACAAGAAAAUGGAAUGGCACAUGAUAGCAUUGUUACAAAUGGAAUACGACAGAGGAAGUCCACAAACUUGUCACCUGACUUUAACAUCAAGGAUAACAUAGAAACUGUGGAGAAUUCAAAUCAUUACAAUUCAAAAGACAAUGACAAUGAUAAAACAGAAGAAGAACUGAGUGAAAGUGGAGAGACGACCUCGUCAACCACAGAAAGUGAUGUGUCUGAUGUUGAAAUGGACAGUAAUAGUGAGGAUCCCUUUGCUUGGGAUAAACAGGGUAAUGGAUCUCCAGGAAUGCAAACCAGCCCAACACCCCCACCCACUGCAGAGAAGGUUAUGGUUUCUAUUUGGGAAGGAAAUCAAUGCAAAAAAGCCCAAUUAACACUCAUGGAGAUUAGUGCUGCCAUUGCCAACAAAGUGGACUCUCAUAAAAGCCACACGGGUUAUGUGCAGUUUUCUGUUGUUGUCUCUAUGACCCUUGCAUUUAUUCCUCUUCUUUUCCGUCUCUACAACACAACAGGAACUAUUGGAGACCUUUUGAUUAGCAACAGUGAAGAUCUCUUGUGUAAAAUGUUUGGAUAUUCAUCAUGGUCACGUGUCAUUGUUGUUAUUAGCAUGCUGGAGAGGUUCUUCUUGAGUUUCUCCUUCUUCUUUCUGCUGUGCGUCGCAGAAAAAUCCUACAGAGAGCGAUGUCUGUACGCAAAGUUAUUUGGAUGGCUAACGUCGUCGCGGAAGUCUCGCCGUGCGGGGCUCCCUCACUUUCGUCUCCACAAAGUACGGAACAUAAAGACCUGGCUGUCGCUAAGAUCCCUGUUAAAGAGACGAGGUCCUCAGAGAUCUGUUGACAUGAUUGUGUCAUCAUCCUUUAUACUGGGCAUGGUUCUAGUAAUUCUCAUGUGUGUACAGCUUAUAAAGGGAAAUGAAAAAGAGAGGUUUCUGUCGAUAUUAUUUAACUGGGAGGUGUCAAUAUGGUGCCUUGUUUUAUCUGUCUAUGUUCUGCGGUUCAUGACGUUAGGAUCCAAGAUCAACAGUAAAUUUACGAACACUUCGGGACUACUAACGGAGCAGAUUAAUCUGUACCUUCAAAUGGAAAAAGCUCCUCAUAAAAAAGACGACCUGACAAUAGCUAACCAUGUGCUUAAGUUGGCCUCGAAACUACUAAAGGAAAUUGAGAGCCCAUUCAAGAUGUCUGGUUUAUCCAUGAACCCCUUGCUGUAUAACAUCACCAGGGUAGUUGUGCUGUCUUUGUUUUCUGGAGUCAUGUCAGAUCUUCUUGGAUUCAGACUAAAGGUUUGGAAAAUCAAGACGUAGCAUCAACUUGAUGAGAAAAAAAAGGCAAAUUAUUUAUAUUUAACUUAACACACACGUUUUAUUUUUCUGUCAAAUGAGGUUGUAUAUAUUCUAUUAACGCCACGUGAAGUGGUGAUCAUAUAUAUAAAUAUAUAUAAAGGGCUCGUAGGGCCAAAUUUCAAAAUAAGAAUUGCUAAAAGAGGCGGCCAGAGGAACCGUGGGUGACAAUAAUGAAAGUUUAUCGCGAAGCGAUUGAUUUAAUGCGUUUUGAUUAGUCAUAUUUACGAAAAAAGAUAGCCCAUCUUUGAUUUAUGGUUUCCAUGGGGUGCGGGUUUACAUUUAUGCACAAAGUUCCUUUGAUUUCGCACUAAAAUGCUGUAAGCCUUGUUUUAAGCUGGUGUAUUAAGUAAUUGGAGAGGCAGUGGCCUGCUUCUAGAGGUCUGGAUUCGAGCUCUGAACGGCACUUUGGGUGGUGUUUUGUGCAAGACGCUUUUUACUCUUGCAGCGUUUCCCUCCACCCAGGAUUACAAAUGAUUAUCAGCGAGAUGUUAAGCUAUGCGUGAUUUGAAAUGGACAGCAUCCUUUUCAAGGGAAGAAGCGAUAUUUUAAUAUGGCCACUGAAAUCAGCCUAAGUAUUCUAGCGAUCGGCUUCUUACUUAAAAUCAUAUUAGCAUCUUAUAAUUCUUCUCGAUAUUGUCGCCUACUAUUUCACGCUUCGUAUAGUCAUUCUAGCCCGAAACAACUGUAUAUUACUUCUCACCUUGCUAUAUAAGUAUUGGAAUUUACUAAUGGUUGGCAAGUACAUUUCUUCUCUCAGUUAUCCUGUUAAUCCAACAACUUAGUAAACUGACGUUAGUUAAACGGUGGUUUGCGUCGGGAAAACAAUUUAGAUUAAUUCUCUACACCCUUUAGUAUUCGUGUUUUCCUCACUGUUCUCUUAAAUUUCCAAUAACACUGACAAGGAGAAUUUCUUGUAUUGGUGAUCAUUUUUUUUAUUCUCGUGACCUUUAUAGUUGAUUUAAGGGCGAUACUGUUAGGAGAAAUCAGAAGUUAGUCACUCUUAGGGGUUAAAGGAUAACAAACUAUUGAACGAAACUCCAACAAUAUGAAUUAAGGAACGUUUUCAUACUUUAUUUUUAAGACUUGAACUAUUGUGUAUAUCUGUUAUAAAGUUUUUGUCGAAUUCUCAGUUGUUCAGUUUGAUUAAACACAGGAUCAGUUAAAUGCUAACCAAGAAGUUAGUUUCCUGUGCUUGAAGAAGUUAUAAUCAGUAAUUGAGUUUGCAAGAGUUUGCAACUUUGCAAUUUCGUUCUCGGGUUAAAAGGCUAUUCGGACGGAAAUUUGUUCCAGGGAUAAGCGAUUGGAAGUCGGUUAACAUUCCACAAUUCGUUAGAUAAGAAAUUGCAUGGCUGCCAAAAGGUCUGAUGGCUUAAAGAGGGAGAUUUUAAAUCUCUCUGUGGCUUUGUAACGUCAUGUCUUCGAGAAAGUGACGGUAAAAUCAUCUUAACUCGAACUUUGAAAAGUUUCGGUGUUCAACCGCCAUUUUGAAAAAAAGGGUCUUCCAGUGUUUGAUGAUGGACACGUGGCAUUUACUGCUGCUAUAUAACACUAAGGGCCCAUAGAGUUACUGAGUUCAGUCAUCAAAUAAUUGCCUUCUCCUUCGCUUGUUAUUUGUCUAAUUAUAGUACGGUGAAUUUGAUCACGAGCGGUCCCUCCUUUUCGGCUAAGUCCGUCACGCGAGUCAAUAGAAAAUCGGCGAAAAAAACAAAUUAAUGUUUGCGCGUCGCGUAGAACUCCUAGGAGCACGUAACGCUAUGCACAGAGUUCCGCGUGGCGCGCUACCAUCGAUCUUUUUUUCGCUGAAUUUUUUGACUCGCUCGACGAACUGCUCCAAAAUUGAUGGACUGCACGUAGUCUACUUGAAAUAAUAAAUAAUAAUUUUAUUUUAUUGAAUGAUGUUGAUAUUUUCAAUAAAAUUAUUA